AUGAAAGCUAGCGCACUACAGGAGUCAAUGGAGAGAGCAAUGAGGAAAAAAUUCAGGGAAGAGUCUGAAGAUGGAUGGAAGAUCAGGGAAAAGAAGGUGGACUACUCUUCCUUUCUUACAGAUGACAUUCUUUUUGAUAUCCUGAGAAGGCUUCCUACUGUUAUCCUUCGUUAUAAGACUAAGUUUGUCUGCAGAAGAUGGUUCAAUAUAAUAACUAACAAAAUCUUGAUAGAACAUGCUUCUUUCAUCGUCCAGAGGUCAAGUGGACCUCACACAGCAAUUCAGGUGGUUAUAAGAAAGGAUUAUAUCUUCCUUGGUGUGGAACAUCUUGUCGGAGGACACUAUACAAUCAAAUGUGGAGUGGCCCUUGCCUUCGAUGGAUUCAAGGGAGUCUACAAGGCCAUUCACAUAUUUAUGGGCCCACCAAUCCAGUGCAAGAUUAUUGAAUUGAAUAGAGAUAUUACCUCUGGUGUUUCCUCGAUGUGGAUUAAGACUGAAGGGCCUUCUUAUGAUAUGGGUGAAGGGCAAUAUUAUUGGGGUAACCCGGUUUCAGUUCAGGGCAGGUACUUUCAUUGGGAUGUUCAUUCCUCUAAGUACCUGGUUUCUGUGAACAUGGUGAAAGAUAAAAUUUUGCAAAUCCCCCUACCAAAAUGCAAUGAUGAUUGA
Molecule: messenger RNA, 666 nt
Organism: Lactuca saligna
Lineage: Eukaryota; Viridiplantae; Streptophyta; Magnoliopsida; Asterales; Asteraceae
Source: the annotation of a GenBank genome assembly